Molecule: messenger RNA, 1515 nt
Organism: Coprinopsis cinerea okayama7#130
Lineage: Eukaryota; Fungi; Basidiomycota; Agaricomycetes; Agaricales; Psathyrellaceae
Exons: 13
Coding region: 1-1515 (504 amino acids)
Source: RefSeq, a predicted model, not a curated record
AUGGCAAUUAAUGGGCUACAUGCCGUCUGGCUUCGUUUUUACGUUGCAGGUGGAACAAGGCCGAACGACAGGAACUUCUUCACAAUGCCUCAUCGCAACUGGAAGCUGUUAUCCGUCGCUCCGUUACCCCUCGAGCAACAAAACCAGUACACCCAUCAAUGUGAUACAUAUCCUAUGGAAGCAAUCGUCACUGCACAAGCGAACUGUACCACCGAGACACCCUCGAUUAUCUCCUUCUCAACGCCAAUCGAUCAGGAAGGACAUGAUCCAGGGGAGCGGAAGAAGCUAUACGAAUUCACAGUGUACAACAUCUCAGACUUAAGAGUGGUUCGGCUUUCAGAGAUCCACUCGGGAGCUAUGCCACCUACGACCACCCUCUUCAUUCUCGACGGUGCACAGCGGCGAUUCGCUUCACCAUGCCCAUCGGUUGGACUAUCCUCUGCGCUGGCCACCUCUAACUCGUCGGAGCUGGAGCGUGCAUUUGGGGACCAUGCAUGCACAUAUGCAUCAGGCAGUUACGGGGAAGAUCCUUAUCUCACAUUUACCUUCAACACUACCACUCCGAAUGGAUCCAAGAUCACUCACCUUCGUGCGGAGCACCUCGAAUGGAACUUUCCUGAUGAUGCGCCUGCACUCUCAUUGCGCCGACUCGUUGUCGAACAAGAUGAAGAGCGCAUAGGCGACCAUGUAAUUCGUACUGCCCUUACCAAAAGAAACCACCCGUAUAUUGAAAAGAAACCUCAGUUCUCUUCCUCCAACUCGGGCCUGAAGGAUCGCUUCCCUGAGUCUGAGGAUCAAGCGCGCAACUGGGUUCUUUUGACAGUCGAAGACGGAUUUGGUCCCGCGGACUACAGUAUCCAAGUGGCCAGCAUCGUGAUCCUUUACUACGACUACAUCCUCACCCUUCCCGACGAAAUCACCUACAUCUGGACAUUGUCAAGGAAGACUACGACCACUCUUACGCUUCAUGCGGAAUUGGUCUCACACAAUCCUCCUACCAACGGCUCACAUUUCACUGGCAGCUGCUCCGGCGUGAAUCACGCUGCCGGUAUUCUCUCGAUCUUCGGACACAUUGGCAUCAUGUCUGUAUGGGGACUACGAACCUGUGCGAUCUAUGCUGGGAAUCGAAUCGUUGCCGGAGUACUGGGAGGAUUGGGAUUGGCCACCCUCGCCUUACGAAUCGCAAACGAAACAUUUGGUCGUUGCUCCAGUGCUCGUAAAUCAGCACUACACACUCAGCAUUUUUUGCGUUUCGUUUACGCUUACACCUUUGCAGGCAUUCUGUACAUCGCCGCUGUGCUGGCACUUUCAAUCCUGACCGCCAUCUUCAACCUGGCUUUCGGGACUGCUCACGGCUCGAUUCCUGCUGAAACUUCGACUUUGGGAACGCGAUUCACAACUUACAACGACGGACUGGUCAACCUCGAUUUCUUUCCAGGUAAACACCCUCCAGGCCGAAUACCAAGGCGCCUCGCAAGGUCAAAUCCCGACAAUGCAGUCAUCAGUGCCUUCUAA